AUGGACGUAGCUAGCAGAUGGGGUCUGGGUGUCCUGACCACUUACCACCUGGACCUGGUGUGGUCACCACUAGUCCAGGAAUUCUAUAACCUUCACCAGGAUGUGGGACACUAUCAGUCGAAGACUUCUGUCAAUGUGGACCACCAUCAUUCCAGGUGUUCUGUCAAUGUCACUGUGCUAAAAAUGACUCAGGCAGUGGAACCAACCCAGCAGGCUAAAAUCAGCAGCAGUUACUGCCAACAGCAGAGAGGCCUCUUCCAGUCCAGGGCCAAUAGGAUUGAGACCAAACAGAUGGUGCUGCCUUUGCAGACUUGUGCUGUGGAACUUUGGGUUCACAAAGACUUCCAGCACUUCCUGGCCCUGCUGUUUGCCACGGACGAGAUCAACAAGGAUCCCAGCCUUUUACCCAAUAUAUCACUGGGCUUCCAUGUCCAUGAAAUCUACCACAAUGCUGAAAGAGCCAUGGAGGGUGCCUUUAUGGGGAUGUCAGGAGGAGGACAGACCAUCCCUAACUACAGCUGUGGGAAGCAGGAAAAGACUGUGGCUGUUGUUGGAGGAGCCACGUCUACCCUGUCCAUCUCCAUGGCGACCAUCCUGGGACUCUACAAGUUCCCACAGAUCACCUAUGGCCCAUUUGACCCAAUCCUGCAUGACAAGGUACAGUUUCCAUCUCUCUAUCAGGUGGCCCCCAGGUUCUCCUCUCUGCCCUGGGGGAUGGUCCGGUUAAUGGUGCAUUUCGGCUGGACCUGGGUGGGGUUGGUGGUAUCAGAUGAUAUGAAAGGAGAGAGAUUCCUUUUGGAUCUGACCAGGGAGAUGGCCAGGAACAGUGUCUGUUCAGCUUUUACCAAGAAGAUCCCUAGUGGAAAGUUCAACCUUUAUAUAGCCCAGGGAAUCUACUCCAGUGUCACGGCUACAUCAGCUGCAGUGAUGGCUGCCUAUGGGGAUGCAGAGUCCCUGAACCUUCUGAGAUUUGUGAUACAGAGUUUUGGACUGUCCAAGAUGGUUUUGAUCACCACCUUUCACUGGGACUUCACUUUGAGCAUGACCUAUGAAACAAAUAGCUAUGAUUUUCAUGGGACUUUGACUCUGGCGAACCAUGCUAAAGACGUUCCUGGUUUCAGGGAUUUUUUGCGGACACUUAAACCAGCAAAAUAUCCAGAAGUCAUUAUCUUGAAGGAAUUCUGGGAAUCUGCCUUUGCCUGUUCCUUAUCAUUGCCUGAAAAGAGUGGAAUAAAAUGCUCAGAAAAUGCUUCCUUGGAGAUGCUGCCUGUGCACCCUUUUUCUCUGACAAUGUCUGCCCUGAGUUACAGUGUGUACAACGCUGUGUAUGCCGUGGCCCACGGGCUCCAGGACUUGCUCCUAUCCAACUCAAACCUGGAAUCUCUGGAAAAUGGGGACUGCCUGGUGCCUCAUCCUUGGUAG
Messenger RNA from Ornithorhynchus anatinus (platypus), 1422 nucleotides. RefSeq names its product vomeronasal type-2 receptor 26-like. Lineage: Eukaryota; Metazoa; Chordata; Mammalia; Monotremata; Ornithorhynchidae. The record is from RefSeq and is a predicted model, not a curated record. Gene Ontology annotation, molecular function: G protein-coupled receptor activity. The transcript has 6 exons. Gene Ontology annotation, cellular component: membrane. Gene Ontology annotation, biological process: G protein-coupled receptor signaling pathway. The coding region runs from base 1 to 1422 and encodes 473 amino acids.